Messenger RNA from Hibiscus syriacus, 2798 nucleotides. Its product is annotated as apoptotic chromatin condensation inducer in the nucleus-like. The coding region runs from base 313 to 2466 and encodes 717 amino acids. Lineage: Eukaryota; Viridiplantae; Streptophyta; Magnoliopsida; Malvales; Malvaceae. The transcript has 5 exons. The record is from RefSeq and is a predicted model, not a curated record. Gene Ontology annotation, molecular function: nucleic acid binding.
UCAAAAAAAAAAUUCUAAAAGAAAAGAAGCACCGGAUUUUAUAUUAAUAAAAUCAAUUUUGCUCAUCAACCACUCUCUCACAAACAUCCUCUUCUAUUUUCCAUUUACUUUUAUACUCUUGUUCUAAUUUCUUUUCUUUGUUUCCGAUAACUUUGUCUUUGUUGAAAACUAGGGUUUGCUCUAAUGGUGGGUUUCGUCUGUUGCAAUUAGGCCGUUUCUGGGAAUUUUUCAUUUCUUCUGUGAGGGAAGUGCGGUUGUAGUGGCUUCCUAAAAAUAUAAUCCUGUUUUGAAGGUGAGAGUUGUUUGGAAAAGAUGUCAUCAAAGUACCAAAUACUUGACAAUAGACCAAUUGAUCAAUGGAAGGUUACUGAGUUGAAAGAUGAACUUAAGAGGAGGAAAUUGACAACUCGGGGCUUGAAAGAGGAUUUGGUAAAACGUUUGGACGAAGCCCUUCGAAUAGAAAGGGAAAAUACUGAAAAUGAGGAAGAUAAUGGUUUAAAUUCUGAUCCCCAUCCUGUUGAUGAGGGAGGGAUUGAAAAGGUGAUGUCGGAUAUUUCAGAGACAGUUAAAGAUGUUGUGGAUCACAGUGGAAGUGAAAUUGAGAAGGAGAGUGGGGUGAAGGUUCAGGUUGACAUUAAUGAGAGUGCAGCUGCUUUGGGUCACGAAGGAGUUCUGGCAAGGGACAUCAUCGUGCAAGAGGAGCUCAUUCCUAAAUCUACCACCGUUCAGACUGAGAUGACAGUUAACAAGGAUGUGGUAUCUGAGGUACCGAUUGUUGGGCAAGAUUUGCAGAGCUCAAGACAAGACGAGGAUGAGAAUAAUAUCAAUUUGGAGACCGAGGAUCCAAAGACUCAGGUGGAGGCUGAGGGUCCAGAGGCUGAAGUGAUGAAUGAAGAACCGAAGAGCCAGCUGGAGUGUCCGGGUUCAAAAUCUCAGCUUGAGAGGGAUGAUUUGAAGCCCCAGCUGGACAUUGAAGAUUCGAAGGUGCAUCCGGAGAAUGAUGAUUCAAUGGCUCCACAUGAGGAUGACAUGCCUGAUUCUUCUGCUUUGAACAUCCAGGUAUCUGAGGUCAGCCCUAAUUUAGGGUUUCAAGUAAAAUCUGAUUCUAUUCCUACUGAUUCUGUGUCAAAUAAUGAAAAGAUUGAAUUAAAGGAUAACAUAAUUGCUGAUAAUGUCAAAUUAGACCUAGAUGUUAUAAAGUCAGAGAUGGUGGAACCAUCAUCCAGCAAUGUUGUCCCAGGUAGUGGUGAAACACAUCCAAUGGAUGUUGGAGAGCCACCUGAGAUAAAGGCACCUGUUGAUGACAGCGAUGACAAGAAUAUUACAAAUGUAGACAUGAGCAAUAAAAAUGAUAGUGCAGAGAUGGCAUACUCAGAAAAAUUAAAUUUAGAUAGAAGUUCGGGUGAUGACUCUAUGGAGGAGGAUGUGCUUGAGAGUAAACAAAUUGAUUCUAAAUAUGGUACUGAUGAAACUGGAGUAAGGAGUGAAAAAAAUGGAGCACCCAUUAUGAGGGAGAAAAGUUCUGUUCAUGUUAUUGGAGAUGAUUUAUCUGCAUAUAAAAAGAACAUCUUUGUUGAGAAUAAGAGCGGUCCUUUUGUUCCUGCCGGAAAAAGAAAGCUUCAUGAUCAAGAAACUGUUGGAAACAAUGAGAUAUCAAAACGGCGCAAAUGGAACUCUGACAAUAUAAAAGUUCCAGAACAUCAAGGAUCUAAUCUUAUCCCCACAACCACGCCUAAAGGCAGAACUCAACCUACUGCUUUCAGACGUAACAUCUCUAGAUCAGACUCAAUGGCAAGCGAAGAUACACCUAAGGAACGAGUUGUUCCCCCUUCUCCAAAAGCUCCAACCACUUCUCUCAGAGUUGAUAAUUUUCUUCGCCCUUUUACCUUGAAAGCUGUACAAGAGCUUCUAGGGAAAACUGGGACUGUAACGAGCUUCUGGAUGGACCACAUUAAGACUCAUUGCUAUGUCACAUAUUCAUCUGUAGAAGAAGCAAUAGACACAAGAAAUGCUGUUUACAACCUGCAAUGGCCACCUAAUGGAGGACGUCUAUUGGUGGCAGGCUUUGUUGAUCCACUGGAAGUUAAAACUCGGGUUGACGCUCCACCUCAGACUCCAACUGCUCCUGGGACUUAUGGGUCUGCUGCACCUCAAGCUCAACCUGCUUCUCAGCCCCAGCCUUCCCCUCGUCAACAGAUUUCUAGACCGCAGCUUCCACCACCUUCUGCGCUUCCACUACCACCACCUUCUGCGCUUCCACUACCACCACCUUUGUCUAACCCUCCACCAGUUAGAGAACGGCUCCCACUUCCACCUUCACCUCCUGAGAAAGUAGAUCCUCCAAUUGUCACUCUGGAUGAUCUGUUUUGGAAAACCAAAGCAACUCCCAGGAUCUACUAUUUGCCAUUGUCAGAUGAUCAAGUUGCAGCAAAGCAAGCAGCAGAGGGAAGAAACAUGAAGCAGUAGAGAUGAGGCUGUAGUUUUCUUAUUGGUUGGUUUGUUAGAUACUGGUUAGAAAGUGUCACAUAAUUGCAUCUUUGCAGGUCUGCAGGUUUUAAUUAAUUUGAAAUUAUUCCAGCAAUGCGGAGGAAUACUUAUCCGGUGAUGUGUAUCGGUUUUCUGACAGCUACUUUGGGCUUGAGUUUUAAGUUCCAUAUAGCAUUAGAAUCUUUCAGACUUAGAGCUCUCUUUUGUAAUGGAUUGUUUCUCUUUUGUUCGAGUUUAGUUCACCUUCUGAACAAUAACCUCUACUUUUAUGAACCUGAUUUUGUAGAAUCUUACUCUGGGUGUCGUUUUGA